AUGUCGACCUCGAACUGGGCCUCAACACCUCCCAUUCCCAAGGACAAGCGACCUAUUGUUCUCUCAGGACCCUCGGGUGUAGGCAAGAGCACCUUGUUGAACAAGCUGUUUGAGGAGUUUCCUGAUGAUUUCGGAUUCAGCGUUUCUCACACUACCCGAGACCCAAGACCAGGCGAGAUCCGCGGGCAAUCCUACCACUACGUCUCCCAGUCCGAAUUCGAAUCCCUAGUGCAACAAGGUGCAUUUCUCGAACACGCCCAGUUCGGAGGCAACCGAUACGGCACCACAGCCAAAGCAGUUGCUGACGUCUCCACCGAAGGCGUCACCGGCACUGAUGGCUCAUCCAACGCUCGUCGUGCAAUCCUAGACAUCGACGCUCAAGGUGUGAAACUUAUCAAGGCUAACCACGCUUCGCUCAACCCGAUCUACAUCUUUAUCAGCCCGCCGAGUUUCUCGACACUGAAGCAGAGAUUGACGGCGAGGGGGACGGAGACGGAAGAGAGCGUAAAGAAGAGAUUGACAAUGGCGAGUAAAGAGAUGGAAUAUGCGAGGGAGGAUGGUGCGCAUGAUUGGAUUAUUGUCAAUGAUGAUUUGGAGAGAGCGUAUGGGUUGCUGAAACGGGCGAUCAAUCAGACGUUGAAGAAGGGAGAGGAUGACAAGAUGCCGAAGAAGGAUCAAGAUGAGGAGCAGUGGCAAAAGCAGCAUUCCGCCUGA
Molecule: messenger RNA, 714 nt
Organism: Ustilago hordei
Lineage: Eukaryota; Fungi; Basidiomycota; Ustilaginomycetes; Ustilaginales; Ustilaginaceae
Product: putative GUK1 - guanylate kinase
Exons: 2
Coding region: 1-714 (237 amino acids)
Biological process (GO): purine nucleotide metabolic process
Cellular component (GO): cytosol
Molecular function (GO): GMP kinase activity
Source: RefSeq, a predicted model, not a curated record